Molecule: messenger RNA, 171 nt
Organism: Symbiodinium sp. CCMP2456
Lineage: Eukaryota; Dinophyceae; Suessiales; Symbiodiniaceae
Source: the annotation of a GenBank genome assembly
GACCUCCAAUCCCAUCGGCACGGAGCUAGAGGUGGUGAUCAUGGAUUGGGUGGCCAAGUUCCUGGGCAUCGGGCCUGCUUUUCACCACAGCUCCGGCGUUGGAGGUGGCAUCAUUCAGGGUACAGCCGGCGAGAGCAUGCUGAACAUGAUGAUCUGCGCGAGGACGCGUAU